UGCGCGCAUGCGCAGUCUAUGGUCAAGGGGGGGUGUCGGGCAGCGCAUCGGGCGGAGAGACGGCAGGGGAUGGAGAGGGAGUGACCCGGGGUCCGGCAGGGAUUACGGCCGGGUCUGUUAAUUGGACAGACUCCACUUCCUAAAGUGUGCAGGUUUUGUCCAGUUAUCAGUCACCAUGGUUGCCCUGUCGCUGAAGAUCUGUGUACGGCAGUGCAAUGUUAUUAAGACCAUGCAGUUUGAGCCGUCCACGGCGGUCUAUGAUGCCUGCCGGAUCAUCCGGGAGAGGGUUCCAGAGGCUCAGUCAGGCCAAGCAUUUGACUUUGGCCUCUUCUUAUCUGAUGAAGAUCCGAGGAAAGGAAUCUGGCUGGAGGCUGGCAGGACCCUGGAUUAUUACAUGCUGAGGAAUGGGGAUAUCUUAGAGUAUAAAAAGAAACAGCGGCCACAGAAGAUUCGAAUGUUGGAUGGAGCGGCAAAAAUGAUUAUGGUGGAUGAUUCCAAGACUGUAGGAGAACUUCUGGUGACUAUUUGUAGCAGAAUAGGAAUUACUAACUAUGAGGAAUACUCUCUUAUCCGGGAGACUGCGGAAGAGAAGAAAGAAGAGCCCACUGGAACCCUGAAAAAAGACAGGACUCUGCUCCGAGAUGAGAAGAAAAUGGAGAAACUGAAAGCUAAGCUUCACACAGAGGAUGAGUUGAAUUGGCUCGACCACAGCCGCACGUUUCGAGAACAGGGAGUUGAUGAAAAUGAAACCUUACUUCUUCGCAGAAAGUUCUUCUAUUCAGAUCAAAAUGUGGACUCCAGGGAUCCUGUACAGCUCAACUUGCUCUAUGUGCAGGCUCGUGAUGACAUCUUGAAUGGUUCUCACCCUGUAUCAUUUGACAAGGCCUGUGAGUUUGGAGGGAUACAAACACAGAUUCAGUUUGGACCUCAUGUGGAAGUCAAACAUAAAGCUGGGUUCUUGGACUUGAAGGAGUUUCUUCCUAAGGAAUAUAUCAAGCAGAGAGGCGCAGAGAAAAAGCUAUUCCAGGAACACAAAAACUGUGGAGAAAUGACAGAAAUUGAAGCUAAGGUGAAGUAUGUGAAGCUGGCUCGGUCCCUACGCACGUAUGGAGUUUCGUUCUUUUUAGUUAAGGAAAAGAUGAAGGGGAAAAACAAGCUUGUGCCUCGUUUGCUCGGGAUCACUAAGGAUUCUGUGAUGAGGGUCGACGAAAAAACUAAGGACGUUGUUCAGGAAUGGCCACUGACAACAGUAAAGCGUUGGGCUGCUUCUCCAAAAAGUUUCACUCUGGAUUUUGGAGAGUAUCAAGAGAGUUAUUAUUCUGUACAAACUACUGAGGGGGAGCAGAUUUCUCAGCUAAUCGCUGGAUACAUAGAUAUCAUCCUCAAGAAGAAACAAAGUAAAGACCGCUUUGGAUUAGAGGGGGAUGAAGAAUCAACAAUGUUAGAAGAAUCAAUUUCCCCAAAGAAAUCUACUAUUCUUCAGCAGCAGCAGGUUACCCGGCCUGGUAAGCCUGAACAUGGCACAGUCGCUCUGCCUGCAAUUAUACGGUCAGGGUCAAGUGGACCAGAGACUUUUAACAUUGGCACCAUGCCAUCAGCUCAGCAACAACUUACCACAGGCCAGAUGCACAGAGGUCACAUGCCUCCACUAACGUCAGCCCAGCAAGCUCUGAUGGGGACCAUUAACACCAGCAUGCAUGCAGUUCAACAGGCACACGAUGAUCUGAGCCAAGUGGACAAUCUGCCACCUCUAGGACAUGACAUGGCGUCCAGAGUUUGGAUUCAAAACAAAGUAGAUGAGUCGAAGCAUGAGAUCCACUCCCAAGUGGACGCCAUCACUGCAGGAACCGCAUCAGUGGUCAACCUGACUGCAGGGGAUCCGUCAGAGACUGACUACACGGCUGUGGGAUGUGCAAUUACCACUAUUUCUUCCAAUUUGACGGAGAUGUCCAAGGGUGUAAAACUAUUGGCUGCCCUGAUGGAGGACGAAGUUGGAAGUGGUGAGAAUUUACUGGGUGCAGCCAGGACACUGGCAGGAGCAGUCUCCGAUCUGCUUACAGCAGUACAACCAUCUUCAGGAGAGCCCCGGCAGACUGUUCUCACAGCGGCAGGCAGCAUCGGACAGGCAAGUGGAGACCUUCUCCGACAGAUUGGAGAGAGUGAAGCAGAUGAGCGGUUCCAGGAUGUGUUAAUGAGUUUGGCAAAAGCUGUAGCCAAUGCAGCUGCCAUGUUGGUCCUGAAGGCCAAGAAUGUGGCACAAGUAACUGAAGACACGGUCCUGCAGAACAGAGUGAUUGCUGCUGCUACUCAGUGUGCGCUUUCUACCUCCCAGCUAGUGGCAUGUGCCAAGGUGGUAAGUCCUACUAUUAGUUCACCCGUAUGUCAAGAACAACUAAUUGAAGCUGGGAAACUGGUGGAUCGCUCUGUGGAGAACUGUGUGCGAUCCUGCCAAUCAGCCACAGAGGACCUUGAGUUAUUGAAGCAAGUCAGCGCAGCUGCCAGUGUGGUCAGUCAAGCCCUUAAUGACCUCUUGCAACAUGUCCGCCAGUUUGCAAGCCGUGGGGAACCCAUUGGCCGCUACGACCAGGCAACAGAUACUAUCAUGUCCGUCACAGAGAGCAUAUUCAGCUCCAUGGGUGAUGCAGGAGAAAUGGUGCGGCAAGCACGAGUGUUAGCUCAAGCAACGUCGGAUCUUGUUAAUGCUAUGAGGUCUGAUGCAGAGGCCGAGCUGGACAUGGACAACUCCAAGAAACUGUUGGCUGCUGCCAAGCUUCUAGCUGAUUCUACUGCACGUAUGGUGGAGGCUGCAAAGGGAGCUGCCGCCAACCCUGAAAAUGAAGAUCAGCAACAGCGGCUUAGGGAAGCGGCAGAGGGUCUGAGGGUGGCUACCAAUGCAGCGGCCCAGAACGCCAUCAAGAAGAAGAUUGUUAACAGGCUUGAGGCUGCCGCAAAACAGGCCGCUGCAGCUGCUACCCAGACUAUUGCAGCGUCACAGAAUGCAUCGGUCUCGAACAAGAACAUGGCAGCUCAUCAGCAGCUGGUCCAGAGCUGCAAGGCUGUGGCCGACCAUAUUCCCCAGCUGGUACAAGGUGUGAGAGGCAGUCAAGCUCAGGCCGAGGAUCUGAGUGCCCAACUGGCUCUUAUUGUUUCCAGCCAGAACUUUCUGCAGCCUGGAAGUAGGAUGGUUGCUUCUGCCAAAGCUGCUGUACCCACUGUGACAGAUCAAGCCGCUGCCAUGCAGCUAGGUCAAUGCGCCAAGAACCUCGCUACCAGUUUGGCUGAACUACGUACAGCUACGCAGAAGGCUCAUGAAGCUUGUGGCCCUAUGGAAAUUGAUUCUGCCCUGAAUUCUGUCCAGACGCUUAAGAAUGAAUUGCAGGAUGCAAAGAUGGCGGCUACAGAUGGGCAACUGAAACCCCUUCCAGGGGAGACGUUGGAGAAGUGUGCCCAGGACCUUGGCAGCACAUCUAAGACGGUGGGCUCCUCCAUGGCUCAGCUGCUGACCUGUGCGGCUCAGGGGAAUGAACAUUACACCGGUGUUGCUGCAAGGGAAACUGCACAGGCCCUGAAAACCUUGGCACAGGCAGCACGAGGGGUCGCAGCUUCAACGAGUGAUCCACAGGCUGCAAAUGACAUGUUGGAUUCAGCCCGAGAUGUGAUGGAUGGGUCAGCCAAGCUCAUCCAGGAAGCGAAACAAGCUUUAGUGGCUCCUGGGGAUGCCGAGGUCCAGCAGAGGUUGGCUCAGGUGGCUAAAGCAGUCUCUCAUUCACUGAAUAACUGUGUGAAUUGCCUUCCGGGGCAGAAGGAUGUAGACAUGGCUCUUAAGAGCAUUGGCGAGUCCAGCAAAAAGUUGCUUGUGGAUUCGCUUCCUCCAAGCACCAAGUCCUUCCAAGAGGCACAGAGUGAAUUAAACCAGGCAGCAGAGGAUCUGAACCAGUCAGCCGGAGAGGUGGUCCAUGCUUCCCGGGGGCAAAGUGGCGUAUUGGCAGUUGCUUCUGGUAAAUUUAGCGAAGAUUUUGACGAGUUCCUCGAUGCCGGAAUUGAAAUGGCUGGACAGACGCAGAAUAAAGACGACCAGAUACAAGUUAUCGGAAACCUCAAAACCAUAUCCAUGGCCUCGAGCAAACUGCUUCUUGCAGCAAAGUCUCUUUCUGUAGAUUCUGGGGCGCCAAGUGCCAAAAAUCUCCUGGCGGCUGCUGCAAGGGCCGUGACGGAGAGCAUUAACCAGCUGAUUACUAUAUGCACCCAGCAAGCCCCUGGGCAGAAAGAAUGUGACAAUGCUCUUCGUGAGCUGGAGACUGUGAAAGGAAUGCUUGAAAAUCCCAAUGAGCCUGUCACUGACCUGUCUUAUUUUGACUGCAUUGAAAGCGUCAUGGAAAAUUCAAAGAUCCUUGGAGAAUCCAUGGCCGGAAUCUCUCAGAAUGCAAAAACUGGAGACUUGCCUGUGUUUGGCGAUUGUGUGGGUGUAGCCUCGAAGGCUCUGUGCGGUCUCACGGAAGCUGCUGCACAGGCAGCCUACUUGGUGGGGAUUUCAGAUCCCAAUAGCCAGGCAGGACAGCAAGGGCUUGUUGACCCAAUUCAGUUUGCUAGAGCUAAUCAAGCUAUCCAAAUGGCAUGCCAGAAUCUAGUGGAUCCAGCCAGUAGCCCAUCCCAGGUUCUAUCAGCUGCCACCAUAGUUGCCAAACACACUUCAGCCUUGUGCAAUGCCUGCCGCAUUGCAUCCUCCAAAACAGCCAAUCCUGUGGCUAAGAGGCACUUUGUCCAGUCAGCCAAAGAGGUGGCGAACAGUACUGCCAACCUAGUGAAAACAAUCAAGACUCUGGAUGGAGACUUUUCAGAUGACAAUCGUGAGAAAUGCAGCAAAGCCACAGCACCCCUCAUAUCAGCCGUGGAGAACCUGACUGCAUUUGCCUCCAAUCCAGAAUUUGCCAGUAUUCCAGCCCAGAUCAGCUCAGAGGGCGCUCGGGCACAGGAGCCGAUAUUGGUGUCUGCGGUCACCAUGCUAGAGAGUUCAUCUUCACUUAUCAAGACAGCCCGCUCUCUAGCAAUCAACCCGAAAGAUCCGCCCACAUGGUCUAAUCUUGCCGGUCACUCAAGAAUAGUCUCGGACUCUAUUAAAAGUUUGAUUACAUCUAUCAGGGACAAAGCUCCAGGACAGAGAGAGUGUGACCAGUCCAUUGACAGCAUCAACAGAUGUGUUCGAGACAUCGAGCAAGCAUCCCUCGCAAGUGUCAGCCAGAACCUAGCCAUGCGGGAUGACAUCUCACUAGAGGCUCUUCAGGAACAGCUAACUUCUGUGGUACAAGAGAUAGGUCACCUGAUAGAUCCUAUAACCACAGCCGCCCGCGGGGAAGCGGCCCAGCUUGGUCAUAAGGUCACCCAACUUGCUCGAUAUUUUGAGCCCCUGAUUCAAGCUGCUGUUGGUCUGGUUUCCAAAAUCUUGGACCAUCAGCAACAGAUGACGGUGCUGGAUCAAACCAAGACCCUUGCUGAGUCUGCUCUGCAGAUGCUGUAUGCAGCCAAGGAGGGUGGUGGAAACCCUAAGGCGUCCCACACACAUGAUGCCAUUGCAGAGGCUGCUCAGCUGAUGAAGGAGGCUGUAGAUGACCUUAUGAUUACCUUGAAUGAGGCUGCCAGUGAAGUUGGUAUGGUGGGAGGCAUGGUGGACUCCAUAGCAGAUGCCAUGAGCAAGCUUGAUGAGGGGACUCCACCAGAACCCACAGGGACUUUUGUGGAUUACCAGACCACAGGUGUUAAAUACUCCAAGGCUAUCGCUGUAACUGCCCAAGAGAUGAUGACUAAGUCUGUAACAAAUCCAGAGGAGCUUGGUGGCUUGGCGUCCCAGGUGACCAGUGACUAUGGAAAUUUAGCUGUCCAGGGUCGAAUGGCUGCUGCCACAGCAGAACCUAAAGAGGUUGGGUUUCAGAUCAAGACAAGAAUUCAGGACUUAGGACAUGGCUGUAUAUUUUUGGUGCAGAAAGCUGGAGCCCUGCAAAUCUGCCCAUCUGAUAGUUACACGAAGAGGGAACUUAUUGAGUGUGCCCGGGCGGUGACAGAAAAGGUAUCUCUGGUACUCUCAGCUUUGCAGGCAGGUAACAAGGGCACACAAGCCUGCAUUACAGCGGGCACUGCUGUAUCUGGAAUUAUUGCUGAUCUGGAUACUACCAUCAUGUUUGCCACAGCUGGCACAUUAAACGCUGAGAACAAGGAAUCGUUUGCUGACCACAGGGAGAACAUCCUGAAGACUGCCAAGGCUCUUGUAGAGGAUACGAAGCUGCUGGUGUCUGGUGCAGCUUCUAGUCAGGAUAAGUUGGCACAGGCAGCUCAGUCAUCCGCCAACACGAUUACACAGCUGGCAGAGGUGGUGAAAUUGGGUGCAGCAAGCAUAGGGUCUGAUGACCCUGAAACUCAGCUCUAUAUCUAUCUACAAAUAAGACGUCCUGGCCAGGAAAAGAUAUUCCAAAUGAACACGGAGCACUGUCGGGUGGUGCUAAUCAACGCCAUCAAGGAUGUUGCAAAGGCUCUAGGGGAUCUAAUCGGAGCCACAAAAGGUGCAGCUGGUAAAGCAGCCGAUGAUCCAUCCAUGUAUCAGUUAAAGAGUGCAGCCAAGGUCAUGGUGACUAAUGUCACUUCCCUGCUGAAGACUGUGAAAGCUGUGGAAGAUGAAGCCACACGUGGUACAAGGGCUUUGGAAGCCACAAUUGAGCAUAUCAAGCAAGAGCUAACUGAGUUCCAGUCAAAAGAUGUACCUGAAAAAACCACAACACCGGAAGAAUCGAUUCGCAUGACCAAAGGAAUUACUGUGGCAACAGCCAAAGCAGUAGCGGCUGGAAAUUCUUGCAGACAGGAAGAUGUCAUUGCUACUGCUAACUUAAGCCGCAAAGCGGUCUCUGAAAUGCUGACAUCCUGCAAGCAAGCCGUUUAUCAUCCAGACAUAAGUGAAGAAACAAGGGAGCGAGCACUGAGGUAUGGCACGGAAUGUACACUAGGAUACCUGGAGAUGCUGGAACAUGUCCUAUCUAUUCUGCAGAAACCUAUUCCAGAAGGGAAGCAUCAGCUGUCAGCCUUCUCAAAACGUAUAGCGUCAGCUGUGACUGAACUAAUCCAAACGACGGAAACUAUGAAAGGUACAGAAUGGGUUGAUCCUGAAGAUCCUACAGUGAUUGCUGAGACCGAGCUCCUUGGGGCUGCAGCUUCUAUUGAGGCAGCAGCUAAAAAACUGGAACAGCUCAGACCACGAGCCAAGCCAAAGCAGGCAGAUGAGACCCUCGACUUUGAGGAGCAGAUCCUAGAAGCGGCAAAGUCCAUAGCAGCCGCCACAAGUGCACUGGUGAAGUCGGCCUCAGCAGCACAGAGGGAGUUGGUGGCACAAGGCAAGGUUGGCGCAAUUGCUGCUAAUGCAGCAGAUGAUGGUCAGUGGUCCCAGGGAUUAAUUUCUGCUGCCAGGAUGGUGGCUGCGGCAACGAGCAGCUUGUGUGAAUCGGCUAACGCCUCAGUACAGGGCCACGCCAGUGAGGAGAAACUGAUCUCCUCUGCCAAGCAAGUAGCAGCAUCCACUGCCCAACUUCUGGUCGCCUGCAAGGUGAAAGCUGACCAAGACUCGGAAGCCAUGAGAAGACUCCAGGCUGCCGGCAAUGCUGUAAAGCGGGCCUCUGAUAACCUGGUCAGAGCAGCCCAGAAAGCUGCCUUCAGCAAAGCAGAGGAGGAUGAUGUCGUCGUGAAGACAAAGUUUGUAGGUGGAAUUGCACAGAUCAUUGCAGCUCAAGAGGAAAUGCUAAAAAAGGAGAGAGAGCUGGAAGAAGCACGUAAGAAGCUGGCCCAAAUCCGUCAACAACAGUAUAAGUUUCUACCGUCCGCCCUGAGAGAGGAGGACAGCUAGUGAUUCUUCCUGGCUUCAAGCAUGGAAUCAGUCAGUCCUGCAGGAGAAAGGGACACACCUUUACUGUAGCUGGAAGCUCCCACUGGAUUCUAAAACCACUAGAACAUGGAGGGGUCGCGUGGGUUUUCACUCUGAAGACAAACAGUAUUACUUCCCAAGGUGGACAUACCCAGUUAUAUAAAUAAAGUAUAUAUAAAAGAUAUACACCGCGGCGGGGGCCUGAGAGACUGUGACACCGGGCACAGCCCCUCCGGCAAUACUACGUGUGCUUUUAAAGAUUGUGCCCCUUUUCAUGUAACCACUCAUUUGCAGGUGCCUGCAAUGCAGAGCAAAGCAUAAAAGGGGUAAAAUGACUUUUUUUUUUUUUCUAGUAUGUUUUACAAUUUGAUUUGGUCACUGGAUCAGCUAUGUACCCUGAAAUAAUGUACACAAAGCCUGUUGGGAAUUAAAGGCACUUGUAAUUAAGCA
Messenger RNA from Bufo gargarizans (Asiatic toad), 8347 nucleotides. It is a transcript of the gene TLN2, whose product is annotated as talin 2. Gene Ontology annotation, cellular component: cytoskeleton; plasma membrane; ruffle. The record is from RefSeq and is a predicted model, not a curated record. Bases 176 to 7879 code for a protein of 2567 amino acids. The transcript is spliced from 59 exons. Gene Ontology annotation, molecular function: integrin binding; structural constituent of cytoskeleton; actin filament binding. NCBI's taxonomy places the organism in Eukaryota, Metazoa, Chordata, Amphibia, Anura, Bufonidae. Gene Ontology annotation, biological process: cell-cell adhesion.